Molecule: messenger RNA, 1915 nt
Organism: Exophiala oligosperma
Lineage: Eukaryota; Fungi; Ascomycota; Eurotiomycetes; Chaetothyriales; Herpotrichiellaceae
Exons: 7
Coding region: 171-1718 (515 amino acids)
Biological process (GO): transmembrane transport
Molecular function (GO): transmembrane transporter activity
Source: RefSeq, a predicted model, not a curated record
AGUUCCCUCUGUUGUUGUUGUUGUCUGUUCUCGUUUUUAUGUGACUUGCUCAACCUUGCGCUCUGCUUCAUUUCCUUCGUCGUCGGCUUCGACGCCCUCCCUCCCUCCCUCCGGCCGCGAUCCUUUUUCGGUUCCUGGCCACGUUUUUGUUGAUAAAUUGAGUCACCACCAUGACCGGAGUGACGGUGCCGAUGUCUCCGGCGGAUGAGAGCCUCCACGAGAAAAAGGACGAAACCGUGAUCCCUCCCGGCACGACGACCGCCGCCGAUGUUGAAACCGCCCGCAGAGGCAGUCAAGAUCCUUUGGCGCUCCUGGAAAAGAUUCGAACCGGAGACGACGCCCACCCCAUCCGUUGGCCUCUUUGGAAGAAAUGGAUCAUCGCCGCCACGUAUUGUCUCUUGCAGGUCUUUGUCACCCUCACCUCCACCACCUACGUCUCGGUGGAAUUCCUGAUCGAGGAGAAAUUCGGAAUCUCGAGCGCUCAAGUCGCCACUUUGGGUCAGUCGAUGUUUAUCAUCGGGACCGCCGUGGGACCUGCUUUUCUGGGCCCCUUGUCUGAUAUCGGUGGUCGUAAAUGGGUCUAUGUCGGAGCGAUUCUGUUCUACGCAAUCCUCAACAUAGGAACGGCACUGGCAGACAAUUUCCCUAUGCUGGUCAUUUUUUGUUUUCUGAUCGGCGUGGCCGGUUCAGUAGCAUUGAACAAUGUGGCGGGAACCAUUUCAGAUCUCUUUGGUGACGCGGAUAAUGCUGCACAACCAAUGGCCCUUUUCGUCUUGAGUGCCAACUUUGGACCUAGUUUGGGUUCACCCAUCGGAGAAUGGAUAGCGGAGAAUGACAAUUUAGGAUGGAGAUGGAUCUUUUACAUCAACAUCAUCAUAGCGGGAGCUUUUUCCUUCAUCCUAUGUUUCGUUCCAGAAACCCUACCCAGAGUCGUCAUCUCUAGAGCCGUCAAGAGAAGAGGUAGCGUGGACGAAAACGCCGUCGACAUUGCUCUAGGGUCGAGUCGAUUGUCCGUCGUGCAAGAAUUCAAAUUCGUCACCACCAUGGCCUUGAGGAUCAUGGUGACUGAACCGAUUGUCAUUUCACUCGGAUUGUACAACGGAUUCGCAUACGGAUUACUUUUUUUGUACCUGGACGGUGUAUUUGACGUUUUUGUCUUCAGUAAUGGUUUGAGUGAUAUCGGAGCCGAUUUGACGUAUUUGAAUUUUUGUGUCGGCGUCACCGUCACUUUCUGUUUCGUCCCGGUCCAGACGUACCUCUUCCGGCGGGACCGGUUGCGACACGGUUACCACCGACCCGAGGGCCGCUUCCUCGUCUCCCUCGUGACGGUCUGGCUCUUCCCGGUCUCGUUGCUCUGGUUCGCCUUCACCUGCGACGGCAGCGUUUCCUACUGGUCCCCGGUCGUGGCGGGAGGGGUCCUGGGCUUCUGUGACCCUCUCUUGUGGCUGGCCAUGCUCAACUACAUCACCGACAGUUACCCCAACGUCGCCGCCAGCGCCGUCGCCGCGUUCCUGAUCCCCAGCUUCCUCAUCGCGGCGAGCCUGGCCCACGCCGGCGUCGCCAUGUUCGCGCACAUGUCGGUCAAGUGGGCCUUUGCCACCCUGGGCUUCAUCAGCUUCGGCCUGGUCGCCCUGGUCUACGUCUUGUUCUUCUUCGGCCCCCGCCUGAGGCGCCACAGCAAACUCGCCCGGACCUUUGAACAGGAAAAGGUCGGGUGAGACUUUUCCGCGCCACACAAGACAGGACUGUCGACGCACGAGACUCGACAUUGACGAAAGACCAGUCUCGCAAGGCCACAGAAAGGAUGAUGAUGAUGAUAAUGUACCUCGGAUAUAGCAUGGACGACAUACUCCGUAAUAGGGACUCCCGUGACACGGACACAUUGAGUAUACAUACACCGACGUUGAAUAAUGAU